Hyalella azteca is the source of this 350-nucleotide messenger RNA. RefSeq lists its product as uncharacterized. The record is from RefSeq and is a predicted model, not a curated record. NCBI's taxonomy places the organism in Eukaryota, Metazoa, Arthropoda, Malacostraca, Amphipoda, Hyalellidae.
GCACGAGGACAUGUGCGCUUCGCCGCGUCUGCAGCGCCGAAGGAAACUUAGGAGAAGAAUGCGAGAGCGGCUGGAGAGCGAAGCCGAUGACCUGGUCUAUCUGGACACCCUGCCUGAGCACAAUAGACUUGUUGAAGUCACAUCAAACAUCUGGGGCACAAAGUUCAAGCUUCACGGAGUUGCGUCGUCACUCCCUCCCAACCUGGGACAAGUGACGUAUAAAACAUCGCUGCUCCAUCUGCAGCCUCGUCAGAUGACCCUCAUGAUAACAGAACUCCGGGAUGAUAUUCCUCCCAGGCCCGACCCUUCCUUCAAUCCAAAUGUCUUCUCGGAAGAUGAAGAAGAUAUUG